This is a messenger RNA of Photinus pyralis (common eastern firefly), 2190 nucleotides long. It is a transcript of the gene Tcmet, whose product is annotated as aryl hydrocarbon receptor nuclear translocator-like protein 1. Gene Ontology annotation, cellular component: cytoplasm; transcription regulator complex; aryl hydrocarbon receptor complex. Gene Ontology annotation, biological process: regulation of transcription by RNA polymerase II. NCBI's taxonomy places the organism in Eukaryota, Metazoa, Arthropoda, Insecta, Coleoptera, Lampyridae. Bases 377 to 1924 code for a protein of 515 amino acids. The transcript has 9 exons. The record is from RefSeq and is a predicted model, not a curated record. Gene Ontology annotation, molecular function: RNA polymerase II cis-regulatory region sequence-specific DNA binding; DNA-binding transcription factor activity, RNA polymerase II-specific; protein dimerization activity.
UCGCACUAUAGAGUAGGUUAGAAUGUGCAAAGUGAAAAACAUAAGCUUCCUCAUGAAAAUGAAAGUGUUUCCCUUUACAAAGAAGCGAAAUGAAUUAAAAAACUCAAAAAGAAGACGCGCAUAGUUUUAGAAGAAUUAUGGAAUAAUAAUGUAAGAAAUCGCUUGUUACUUUCAACGUAGUGUUAUGAACGUAAGUAAUGCUGAAAAUGGUGGACUGUGACUUUAAGAAGUGACCGUUUAAUUUUUUUAAAAUGUGUUUUUUUGUUUAUUAACAACGAAUAAGUGUCGUGCCCUUAAAUAUGAAACGUUACUCAACUGAAGACUGGUAAAGAAGACUGAUUUAUCCACAUUACGUUUACAAAUUUUAAAGGUGAAGAUGAGCAUGGAUAGCGGUGACUGCGAGACGGAGGAAGACUCUGCUCCAGAGGCGUGCGUGUCCCCGGAAGGCCCCUUGUUGCCAAGUAGCAGUCGGGAGAUGCGGAACCGUGCUGAGAAGAUGAGGAGAGACAAAUUAAAUUCGUUUAUCGGAGAACUGGCCACAUUGGUACCGAUGGUUGCGAGAAGUGCCAAAAGAAUGGAUAAAACUAGCAUACUUAGACUUACCGCUACACAUCUUCGAAUAUAUCAAACACUGUUAAAUGGGAAAAACUCGCAAACGGAGGACGAUUUUCCAAAAGUGGAUCAAUUCGUACUUGAACAAUUAGUUUUUGAGCAGUUAAGCGGUUUUUUACUAAUCCUUACAAAUACUGGGAAAAUUGUAUUCGUAUCACACACAGUUGAAAAUUUACUAGGACACUUACAGACUGAUCUCAUGGGCCAAUCAAUAUACAAUAUAACAUAUACAGAUGACCACGAUCGAAUGCGUUUGCAUAUAGGUUCCGAGGACCUUAUUUGUACUGAAUGGCGAAAAUACUUCAACGCUAGACUAAAGCGUGCCGGUCCUCGUUCCGAAACUCCCGUUUACGAAAUGGUCACCUUCAUGGGUAUGCAACGGACGGCCCGCAACGCUGAAUCGCGAAACGGAUCAAAUUCAAAAGAUGUGGUAUCUUCAUCAGGAUCGAGUAAUAACGUGUUAAUAUUUUUUGUAAAGCUUUCCCGUCCUGAAGCCGUUGUUGAUCGAUUAAUUGAAGCCACUAAAGAUGAAUAUGUCACGCGCCAUCUUGUAGACGGGCGCAUUACGACAGCAGAUCAACGUAUCAGUUAUGUUGCCGGAUAUAUGACAGAGGAGGUUUCUGGUAUUUCGGCUUUCAAAUUCAUGCAUCGGGAUGAUGUCCGCUGGGUUAUGAUUGCACUGAGACAAAUGUACGAUCGUGGCGAAAGUAGGGGUUCGUCCUGCUAUCGCUUGCUGUCGAGGACGGGGCAGUUCAUAUAUUUAAAAACCUACGGUUUUUUGGAAAUCAACAAUUCGGGAACUGUGGAAAGUUUUGUGUGUAUCAACGCGCUGGUGUCUGAAGAGGAAGGUCAGAGAUUGAUACGCGAAAUGAAGGAACGGUAUUCGGCGCUAAUUAAAGCCGAAAAUCCCCUAGCCAUUACAAGCUGUGGCGAAGCGGAUACAACGGUGCAAUCUGUGGAAGAUCCUCAAGAAUUAGAAUUAGCAAUAGCUCAUCUUGUUACAAAUUUACCAUUAUCACCGGAUUCAGAAAGCCGCUCAACCCCAAGUCCCCAAUCUGCCUUUGAGAAUCAAGACUGUCCAAAUACGGAAGAACGCCAUACAUGCUCCCCUAAUCUUCCACACCCUAUAAGAAUAAAGACUGUAUCAAAACGACCGCCCAGCACUGAUUUAGGGAUGAAUCUGUACAAACGACGAAAAUCAGCAGCAGAUCACUUACACUCACCACCAUAUCAGAGGCCUAUCUUAGAAGAGAUUGCUCACAAAAAGAACAAUACAUACCAACAGGAUCAGUUCUUAAGGCAUAAAGUCUGAAAGUGUGUCCAAACAAAGACUGAUUGUGGCCAUACUUAAUUUUUUCGAGGGACAGUUUAUGUAAUGUUGAAAGUGAACAAUGGAUACAAGUGUAAAAGUGGUGUAAACAAGUGUAUUCAAUUCUGUGUUACACGUACGUUAUAAGUCUGACUGCUACUUUGUAAAUUUAAUAUUAUUUUGCAAUUAUAAUACAGAAAUAAAUCUUGUAUAGAUUUUGCAUAUUCUCAUAAUAUAUUAUUAAAUAUAGUGACUCUGUGAUGAUGAAA